Messenger RNA from Cavia porcellus (domestic guinea pig), 2346 nucleotides. It is a transcript of the gene Sbspon, whose product is annotated as somatomedin B and thrombospondin type 1 domain containing. Lineage: Eukaryota; Metazoa; Chordata; Mammalia; Rodentia; Caviidae. The transcript is spliced from 5 exons. The coding region runs from base 59 to 853 and encodes 264 amino acids. The record is from RefSeq and is a predicted model, not a curated record.
GAGCGGCGCCGGCCCGGCCCGCCGGGUCUGUGCUGCGCCCCGCCGCCGAGCGCGGACCAUGUGGCACCUGUGGCUGGCGCUGUGCGCGCUGGCGCGGCUGUGGCUCGGGGUCCUGGCGGGCUGCGCCGAGGCCGGGCGCUGCUGCCCGGGCCGGGACUCCGCCUGCUCCGUCCGCGGCUGGAGGUUGGACCGAGUCUACGGGACGUGCUUCUGCGACCAAGCCUGCCGCCUCACUGGGGACUGCUGCUUCGACUACGACAGGGCGUGUCCAGCUCGCCCAUGCUUCGUGGGGGAGUGGAGCGCCUGGAGUGGCUGCGCGGACCAGUGCAAGCCAACGACCCGCGUGCGGAGGCGCUCGGUGCGCCAGGAGCCACAGAACGGCGGGGCGCCCUGCCCUCCACUGGAGGAGCAAGCCGGCUGCCUGGAGUACUCCACGAAGCUCGGCCGGGACUGCGGACACGCCUUCGUCCCUGCCUUUAUAACUACCUCUGCAUUCAACAAGGAGAGAACGAGACAAGCUGCAUCUCCACAGUGGUCCAAGCACCCAGAGGAACCUGGAUACUGUAUGGAGUUCAAAACCGAGUCCUUGACUCCUCACUGUGCUCUGGAACACGGGCCCCUGACUCGGUGGAUGCAGUAUCUCCGCGAGGGGUACACAGUGUGUGUGGACUGUCAGCCUCCAGCUAUGAACGCUGAGAGCCUUCGCUGCUCCGGGGACGGUCUGGACUCUGAUGGAAAUCAGAGCCUCCACUGGCAAGCAAUUGGCAAUCCUCGAUGUCAAGGGACCUGGAAAAAAGUUCGGCGUGUAAACCAGUGUUCUUGUCCAGCUGUUCACAGUUUCAUUUUUAUAUAGAUUUGCAUGUUUUCAAAAUGUGUUCAUAAAUGUGCUAAAUAUUGUUGUGUUCAACACUUACAGACCUUCAGACACUGUUUGGCUGAGGUUCUGGAACACAAGUCAUUGCCACGCAGUGAGGAAUUUGAGAAAGGAAACGUAGGGACUGAUUCUCAAGGAAAAGUGUCUUUAUCUUUACUAACAUGAGGACUCACUAGAAAAGCUCCUGUGGUCUUAUGUCCUUUGUGUUGUAUGUUCCAAGACCGUAUGUCUGUCUGCACUAGAAUUAUGACCACAUGGUCCAGUCUACUUUUUGGUGAGAAGCCUUUACUUAAAUGGAUUACUUAAAAAAUGGAUAUUUUUUAAAAAUCUUAUUUCAUAGUCUCUUAAAAGAUUCUCAUUUUUAAAAAGUACAUAUAUAUAUAUUUCUGACACAUUUCUUAUGUUAUUCCAUACAUGGUGAAAUAAUUUCAAGUAAAAUUAUCAGAAAUAAUUUUCUACAGGGAAAAGUUGUUUAAAAUUUCUAUCAGAGUUUUAAUCAAUAGCUAUGCUACAAUAUUUUUUGGAGAAGAGAUUUUUUUCAGUUAAAUGAAAAGAAUAGUCAAAUAUGCAUUCUAGGUCAACAGAUGUCUUUUAAAUAUUGUAAUUUUCAUGAAGAGAAAUUUUGGUGACAAUGAACAUAAUUGCUUUCAUAUGAAAAUUCUAUCACUGUUCCUGUCUAAAAUCAUUUCCAAGGCUUGAAACCUGAAGCUGGAUAAAAUAAUCUUUCAGGGUCCAACUUCAAAUUUAGUUGAUGGGGGCUCACUGCAGUACUUUUUUACCAAUAUAUAUUUGUUGGUUUGAGGUGGAAGGCAGGAGGAGCACAGAUGACAGAAGCCAUGGAUUUCACUGCGGGUGCUAUGAUCACACACACAAGAGAGAAAACACAAUCUACAUAUUUUAUGAUUAGAAAGAGCAUCAUGAGCACAAGAGAAAAUGGCCUGCUGAAAGGACCUGAGAUGACAACUUAACACUGCAGUUAAGAGCCACACCUGGGCUUCCCAUCCAGGGCUUGCUUUCAGUGAAAAGCCAGUCUGAGCUGUAUAAGCCAACCCUGCUUCAGCUUAGGAACAGAUCUUAAAUUCAGAAUAUUUCUUUGGAGAACUGAGUCUUGAGAUAUAACCUGCAUAAAAUUUGUUUUCAAUUGUAUUACAUGGUUAUUCACUAACAAAUGGUUUACUACAAUGCAUAUUUCUUGGUAUUAAUGUAAUGACAGCAGCAAUCCUAAAGGGCAUGGAAAAGUCACAGCAGCAAUAUUUCUGACUGUACUGUGUCAGUUAUUUUUUAUGGAAAAUUAAGUUCUUCAGAAAUUGAAAAAUCUGAAGCUCAUCAAGGCUAGCAACUGUAGGUUCAGUAUUAACAUUUUAAGACUUUUGAAAACAUUUAUAAAGUACAAUAUUUGAAGAUAUGUCUGAGUACUUUGCAAUGUUACUUAAAAUUUUUAUAAAAUAAACUUUCUGUUCACAUGUGUAAAA